Salvia splendens (bonfire salvia) is the source of this 893-nucleotide messenger RNA. RefSeq names its product E3 ubiquitin-protein ligase PRT1. NCBI's taxonomy places the organism in Eukaryota, Viridiplantae, Streptophyta, Magnoliopsida, Lamiales, Lamiaceae. The record is from RefSeq and is a predicted model, not a curated record. The transcript is spliced from 7 exons. Gene Ontology annotation, biological process: proteasome-mediated ubiquitin-dependent protein catabolic process. Gene Ontology annotation, molecular function: ubiquitin protein ligase activity. The coding region runs from base 21 to 893 and encodes 290 amino acids.
UUGAUUUUAGUGUUCUCGCAAUGGAACAGUGCGUUGCAGAUCGUGCUGGUAUAGAAGAAGAAUUUCUAGACGAAUUCCAGUGUUGCGUUUGCCUGGAUAUCAUGUACAAGCCUGUGGUUUUAGCUUGCGGUCACAUUUCUUGCUUUUGGUGUACAUUUAAAGCCAUGGACAGUUUCAUGCACUCUCAUUGUCCCGUCUGUCGCAACCCGUAUAAUCAUUUUCCUAGAAGCUGUGGAUUGUUGCAUUUUUUACUCCUCAAGUUAUAUCCAUUGCCAUACAAAAGAAGGGCAAAACAAGUUGCAGAAGAAGAAAAGGAGAUUGGAUAUGCAUCACCGCAAUUUGAGGGGAACAUUAUUGAAUCUCAAUUAAGUGGAGUGUAUGGCGCCCAAGAUGCCACAGGUGAAGGAGAUCAUCUAUCCAUUAAAGAUUCUUCACAAAUAAAUUUGCUUGAAGGCAAUACAAGUAUCCAACCAACGUCAAGCUCUCAAACUACUACCAAUGAUGCCAACUCUAUCUCGAGAAGUACUAAAAAGGUCCUUGUAACUGAUGUAGAAUGUGCUGUUUGCAAACAACUAUUGUAUCCCUCUAUUGUUCUUAACUGUGGUCAUGUUUAUUGUGAGCAGUGUUGUCAAAAACGCGCCCGGGGCGCGGGUCGCCAUGAUCGAGGCCGGCUUCGCCCCAACAUGGACGAUAGUAUCUAUAGAUGCCCAGGGUGCCAAAGUUCACAUCCAAGAGGGAUUCCUAGCGUGUGCUUAUUACUACAUCAAUUCCUUGAGGAAUAUUUUCCUGAAGAAUAUUCAGGAAGGAAAGAAUCUUUAUCCCAUAGCUACAGUCAUAGUCCAUCUGGAAGUUCAGCAGGAAAACAGGAGGAAAGUGCCAAAGCUUUGGUUUAG